AUGCUCCGUUCUGCCGUGCGCCAGCCAGCGCGCCAGCUUGUCCUCGUACGCCAGGCGCACAAUCAAGUUGCGCGUGUUCCCGCGAAGCCGCAUACUCCGCCGCAGGUCGGCACAGCGCAGGCACCGAACCGCGAAGCGACAUGGUCGAAGUCGCAGGCUACCCGCACGGAGACGAUGGUCGGUCCGCGCUUCGAGCAGACCGCCGAAGCGUAUCAACCGCGACCACUCGCCGCCAUUGAGCUCAUCCAGGAGGAGCCAAUCCGCAUGGUGCACGCGCGCCGUGCUGUUUGCGACGGCGGAGGAGGCGCCCUCGGUCAUCCUCGCAUCUUCAUCAACCUCGACAAGCCAGGAGUACACAGCUGCUCGUACUGCGGCAUCCGCUACGAGCAGAUUCACGAACACUCGGAACAUGGCAAGCCUGCAGGAGGGGCAGAGGGACGAUUCGGACCGUGA
Messenger RNA from Rhodotorula toruloides NP11, 453 nucleotides. Its product is annotated as NADH-ubiquinone oxidoreductase. The record is from RefSeq and is a predicted model, not a curated record. Bases 1 to 453 code for a protein of 150 amino acids. The transcript has 5 exons. Gene Ontology annotation, biological process: mitochondrial electron transport, NADH to ubiquinone. Lineage: Eukaryota; Fungi; Basidiomycota; Microbotryomycetes; Sporidiobolales; Sporidiobolaceae.